AUGGAGGAGGAAGAAGUAGAAGAGGGAGAGGUGGAAAACAUGGAAGGAGAAGAGGAAGGGCACCCACUACACUAUGCCACCAGUUGCUCCAAUAAAUUCUCUCUUCUAUAUCAAUACCAUGACUACAAAAUUAAGGAGCUAGCUAUCAAAAAUCUUGAGGGAGUGGAGAGAGCAGAGGAAGUAAGCGAACAUGGCAAUUUGGCCCAAUAUCGACAACUGCAGUCACUGAGUUUGGAAUGGGACAACAGCAGUAUUGUGCAGGAUUCAAGCACAGUUAAUGACAAUGCAGUUCUAGAAAAGCUCCAGCCUCAUGGGAACCUAGAACAACUCAAAAUACGAGGCUAUAGGGGUGAUACAUUCUGUUCUUGGGUGACGAAUAUAAGUUAUUUCCUUCCAAAUCUUGUGAAAGUUGAGCUUUCUGACAUGUUAUGCUGCGAACAUAUCCCAUUAUUAGGCCAACUAGCAAACUUAGAAUUUCUGCGCAUCUCAAAUAUGCCUAGCCUCAGAAAAGUGGGCGGUGAUAUAUAUGGGGCUGACAGGGCAUUUAUGAAACUGAGAAUACUUACCCUUGCAAGUAUGGACAACCUGGAGGAGUGGACGACCACAACACUAUCAACUCGUGAUGAUGAGCUGAAGUUUCAUGAAAGCCAUGGAGAUGAAGUAUUUCCUAAUCUCCAAGUACUUAAUAUUAGAAACUGCCCCAGGCUGAGGUUUGUUCCAGCUUUCCCAGGAAGCCGGAGCUGUACCAUAGAAAGAAGCAGCGAUGUCCUAUCAUCUGAGAGAUACAUUGGUAGUUCGAAUUUGGCAUUACUGAACAUGAAAAUACGGAACUGUGGCAUUUCUUCAGAUAUUUCCAAACUUCUUCGGUACUGUGUUAAUCUCGAGCAACUGAGUGUUCAUUCCUGCAAUGACCUUAUCACCUUGCCAGAAAGCAUCUGA
Miscanthus lutarioriparius is the source of this 939-nucleotide messenger RNA. NCBI's taxonomy places the organism in Eukaryota, Viridiplantae, Streptophyta, Magnoliopsida, Poales, Poaceae. The record is from the annotation of a GenBank genome assembly.